CUGCAGCUCUGAAUAAAUGAGUGCUAGAUGAGUGCUGGAUAUUGCUGGAUAUUGCUGGAAAAGAUCAUUCUGUGUAGCGUUAAUGGAGAACAACAUGUAUCUCGCCUUAAAUUUAUUCAUUAUCGUAAUUAAUUUUUCAUUAAUUGUUGCACAAAACGCUACAACACAACGGCAACCUCCACUUACACCUACGCUGGACCCGAAUAGACAUUUCAAGAAGCCAGACAAGAACGUGGUCGGUGAAACGUUCGCCAAGGACUUGACAGAUUGGUUGUUUACCGGAUGUUGGGGUGGAAAUAACAAUCAACGAAAUAAAUGCUCACCGUAUCGCACAGCAUCGAAUAUCGAAUAUCCUGGUUACGAUGGAUGGUACAACAACGUUGGUAGACCGGAACUAGGUGCGGUCGAUACUCCGUUGUUAAGAAGACUGCCAGCAGCUUAUGAAGAUGGAGUGUAUAAACCUUCAGGCUCUAAAAGACCGGAACCAUUAGAGAUAAGUGAGAAGCUGUUGAGCGGAAAAAUUGGAUCUAAAUCAAGAACGGGGAGAAACGCUCUACUUGUAUUUUUCGGCCAACAGGUGGUGGAGGAAAUUUUAGAUGCUCAGAGACCAGCUUGCCCGCCCGAGUAUAUUAACAUAAAAAUUCCGAAAAACCAUCGAUACAGAAUAAAUAAACCGGGGCACACGGAAAUGCCUGUUUUACGUACACGGUACGAUCAUCGGACGGGCCAUUCGCCGAACAAUCCUCGUCAACAGCUGAACGAGAUCACGCCAUUCUUAGACGGUGGAUUGAUCUACGGUACAUCCAAAGCGUGGUCCGACGUUUUAAGAACGAGCACUGGGGGAAUAUUGCAGGAGGACGGGCAACUUGCGUCGUCGGAUUUUCCUCUGUAUCCGGACUACAACACCGUUAGAUUACCGAUGGCCAAUCCACCGCCGCCUAUUCAUCAUCAUCAAUAUGUCUCGCGACAUUACACCGAGAGCGUCACCAGAUAUUUCAAAUUAGGAAAUCCUCGAGGGAACGAAAAUCCGUUCUUGCUCACUUUCGGUAUAAUAUGGUUCAGAUGGCACAAUUUCGUGGCAUCUCACAUUAAACGCCUCAAUCCAAAAUGGUCGAGCGACAAAGUUUACAACGAGGCCCGUAAGUGGGUGAUAGCGGUUCAGCAACACAUUGUCGUCAACGAAUGGUUACCUUCGUGGCUGGACGAUAGACUUCCUGCGUAUGAAGGUUACAAUCCCAAUAUUGAUCCGCAGAUAGAUCAAUUUUUCCAAUCGGCUGCUUUCCGCUUCGGGCAUACCUUGGUUCCACCAGGUGUGUACUUACGCAACUAUGGGAGAAAUAAUUGUUCCUUGGAAUCACACCCAAUUAGAACAUGCAACAAUUACUGGAUGUCACAGAAUUCUCUCCAUGCCAAUUUAACAAGAAUAAAGGAUGUUAUCGAUGUGGAGAAAUUACUAAUGGGAAUGGCUAUUCAAUUAUGCGAAGAGGAGGAUCAUAAAAUCGUUGAAGAUCUACGGGGCAGUUUGUUCGGUCCAUUAGAAUUUUCCAGAAGAGAUUUAAUGGCACUUAAUAUUCAGAGAGGACGUGACCAUGGAGUACCUGAUUACAAUAGUGCCCGUCGUGCCUACGGUCUGGCGGAAGUUAAAAACGUAUCCCAUUUUAAUCGCGUGAAUGUCACGAUACGGGAGGAGUUUCUCAGAUUGUACAACAAUUCGUUCGAUGACGUGGAUGUCUGGGUAGGCGGAAUACUAGAGACUGGUGAUGGACCCGGAGAGUUGUUUCAAAGAAUCAUUCGUGAUCAGUUUCAGCGAAUACGCGACGGUGACAGGUUUUGGUACAAUAAUACCGCAAAUAGACUUUUCACCGACAAGGAAGUUGAAAGACUGGAACAAUUAUCGUUUUACGAUGUGCUAAUGUGUACCACUAAGAUGGACUGGAAUGAUAUUCCAAAGAAUCCUUUCAGAGUUCCUACCACAGCGAAUGGCAUACAUCCCAGUUGUAUCAAUAAUAAAAUUGUGAAAGAAGGCAGAUGUACAAAUGGUCCCUGUUUUCACGCCGAUCAAAUAGACGAAUACACAAUUGAGACGUGCACAGAGCCUGGAACUUAUGAUUUUUUCUCCAACAGCGGCAUAUCCUUCAUCUUUACAUUCUUAGGUGUAUCAACGUUGUUUUUUGGUUUUAUUACAUUAAUCGGUUUUAAAAUACAAUUCAAAGAUAAGAAAUCAGCGAAAGAAAAUGUUAUGUAUAGAAAAGUAGACCAUAGUGAUAACAUAGGUAUUAUACAUACCGCUAGCGAAUGGCAGGAGCCAAGAGCUUCUCUGAGAUGCGUAAUAUUAGUGCCAAACGUAAGAAAGAACCAACUGGAGGUGAAAAAUCAAUUGGGGCACCUGAUACGCGCGGUGGAUUUUCCAUCCAAUAGCAGGGUCACGAUUUACUGUGCAUCUGACAGUCAUUAUACGUUGAUUCGUGUACAUCACAGUUACGACUUAGUGCUAAAGUUCGAUUCUGACUUUUUGAGAAGCGCAUUUAUAAAAGCAUUUGAAAAAUUUAUAUCAGAAAUCUCAACGUCCGGGGAUGCACGCUUAGUGCAAAUGAUAACUAAUACCACGCAUGCGGCACUACUUAAGCAAGCGAUAACCAAGAAGCACCGUCAAAAAAAAUUAGAAAUGUUUUUCCGUGUUGUAUUUGCGCAGGCAUUCCAUAUCGCGCAUACGGAAGAAGAAAUUUUAAAAAUAGAUUCGACAGUGGCACGAGAAGUAAUUUAUACCGAGUUGACCAUCAUAGAAUUUGCGGAAGCCCUGAGUAUGCGACCGGACGCCGAGUUCGUAAAGAAGAUAUUUCAUCUAGUGGACAAGGAUAGAAACGGCUUCAUAUCGUUUCGGGAAUUUGUCGAUAUGUUGGUGAUAUUUCUGAAGGGUUCUGCUGAGGAGAAGAUGAAGUUGAUGUUUGACAUGUACGACAUCAAUGGUACAGGAAGACUGAAGAGAGAAGAGUUCUCAAAUAUGUUAAGAUCAUUUAUGGAGACCGUCAACGCUGACGUCACGGACGAUGAGCUGGAAGCUUUGGUGCAAUCCAUGAUGUAUCACGCUGACUUGGCGAAUAAAGAGAGGAUAAAUCUACAAGACUUUCAGCAGAUACUAAGUGACUUUAAUGAUAAAUUUAAUUACGCGGAAUUGGAAUUCAACGUGCCUACGGACGGGAAAAGCAACAGGAAACUUCACGCGGGCGUGAAGACAGUUAGAUCGACGUUUAUUGGCGAGGUACAAAAGACGGUGGAGAGUCUGUAUGCCGAUCCAAGCGAAUUGCAAUCCAGAGUCGAGGGCAAAGUUGAAAGCGUUGAACGAGAUGCAAAGGAAGAGAAAAUUAAUAGCGAAAUUAUCGACAAGGACGAAAAAAUUGUCGAAGAAAUUAAGAGACACUCGGACGAUUAUUGGUAUCCUAUAAUGAAGUACCUUGCUAACAAACGACUGCAGAUAUUCUGGGCAUGUUUAUACACUUUGUUCCUGCUUGGGAUUUUCGCGGAACGAGUAUAUUAUUACUCCGUACAACGGGAACAUUCUGGUUUAAGACGGAUAUUAGGCUACGGCUUGACUAUAACGAGAGGUGCAGCGUCAGCUAUGAUGUUUACUUAUUCUACGUUAUUAAUUAUGAUGUGUCACAACACUAUCACUAUUCUGAGGACCACAACUCUGCAAUUCUACAUUCCCUUCGAUUCAGCGAUCGAAAUGCACAAGUAUAUCGCUUGUUGGGCACUGGUGUUUACCGCGUUACAUACAAUUGGACAUGGCUUCAACUUUUAUCACAUAUCUACGCAAACUGCCGAUGAUCUGACGUGUUUAUUUCGCAAUUAUUUCCACGCGACGCACGAACUUCCCAAGUUCCAUUACUGGUGUUGGGGUACAAUGACAGGUAUAACGGGAGUAUUUUUAACCAUUUUGACUGGAUUAAUAUUUGUGUGCUCGUUACCGAUGGUACGCAAAUCAUUCUAUAACUGGUUCUCUUUUGUACACUCCUUGUACCCAGCUUUCUAUAUACUGAUGGUUUUACACGGCAGUGGAAGAUUAGUACAGGAGCCAUACUUUCAUUAUUUCUUUCUGGGGCCAGCUAUUCUAUUUAUUCUCGAUAAAGUCGUAGCUGUAACUAGAACAACGACAGAAAUACCAAUACUCAAAGCAGAAAUUCUGCCAUCAGAUGUAACGUGUAUAACAUUUCUCAGACCUUUAAAUUUUCAAUAUAAAUCUGGUCAGUGGAUUAAAAUAGCAUGCCCAGCGUUACAGACAAAUGAGUAUCAUCCGUUUACUUUAUCUUCCGCGCCACACGAAACGAAUUUAAGUAUACACGUACGAGCGGUCGGACCAUGGACCACAAAUAUUAGGGAGAAACUAGAUCUAUGCGCAAUGUCUAAUGAAAACUUACCGAUGAUUCACAUAGAUGGCCCGUAUGGAGAAGGUCACCAAGAUUGGGACAAAUAUCAAGUGGCAAUCAUGGUCGGUGGUGGUAUAGGUGUCACGCCCUUUGCAUCGAUACUCAAAGAUAUCGUUUUUAAGUCGAAUUGCAAGUUAAACUUUGGUUGCAAGAAGGUAUAUUUCCUUUGGGUAACGAGAACGCAAAAACAAUUUGAAUGGAUGGUCGACAUAUUGAGAGAGCUCGAAAAAGUAGACGUCAAUAAAACAGUGUCUACUCAUAUUUUUGUUACUCAGUUCUAUCAAAAAUUCGACCUACGUACGAUACUUUUGUAUAUUUGUGAACGUCAUUUUCAAAAGAUUUCAAAUAAGUCUCUGUUUACGGGCUUAAAGGCUGUGACGCAUUUUGGACGACCCAAGUUUUCUCAAUUUUUCCUAUCUAUACAGAAGUUACAUCCUACUGCAAAUAAGAUUGGUGUUUUCAGUUGCGGAACACCAGCUAUGACACAAGCAGUAGACGCAGCUUGUAAAGCGAUUAAUCUAACAGAAAUUAACGAUACGUUAUUUCAGCAUCAUUAUAAAAGCUUCUAAUGCCCAUUUCUACCAAUGUAGAUUAACUUUAAUCUUGGUUUAACUUACUUUCUAUCUUUUUCUAACUUUUAGAGAACUAGGAAAAGAUGACAGGUAAGUUAAACCAAGAUUAAAAUUAACCUGCGUUGAUAGAAAUGGACAUAAGUUAUUUAGUAUAAUAUUUUGUAUCCGACAGAGACUCAAAUGUGUAUUUUUCAUAUUAAUUAUAAUUUUUAUAUAUCUUUAUUUUUCUCAACUGGUAUUUCUCUAAUGAAUUACAUUCAUAAAAUAUUUUUGAUUAUGAUACAUAAACUCCAUGUAUUUGCAUUAAUGUUAAAAUAUCACAAGAUAAGUGAGUAUUUUCUACACUAACCACGUGAAUAAUGUGUGUUCGCGCGCGCGUGUGUCGCAUCAUUCAUUAAUAUCAAUAAAAUUGUGUAAUAAUAAGAA
Messenger RNA from Temnothorax curvispinosus, 5422 nucleotides. Its product is annotated as dual oxidase 2-like. The record is from RefSeq and is a predicted model, not a curated record. Gene Ontology annotation, biological process: response to oxidative stress. The transcript is spliced from 26 exons. Gene Ontology annotation, molecular function: calcium ion binding; peroxidase activity; heme binding. Bases 83 to 4993 code for a protein of 1636 amino acids. NCBI's taxonomy places the organism in Eukaryota, Metazoa, Arthropoda, Insecta, Hymenoptera, Formicidae.